Globicephala melas (long-finned pilot whale) is the source of this 7404-nucleotide messenger RNA. It is a transcript of the gene AASDH, whose product is annotated as aminoadipate-semialdehyde dehydrogenase. Gene Ontology annotation, biological process: amino acid activation for nonribosomal peptide biosynthetic process. NCBI's taxonomy places the organism in Eukaryota, Metazoa, Chordata, Mammalia, Artiodactyla, Delphinidae. The record is from RefSeq and is a predicted model, not a curated record. Gene Ontology annotation, molecular function: protein binding.
UUUCUAGGAAGCCGGGAGCCCGGUGGGCUGCGCGGUGGGCCGGCUUUAAAGUGUUGGUUUAUUCGCUGUAUGUGAAGAAGUGUUGGGGUUGGAUUGUCGGGAGAAGGUCCGGACGGGCUCGGACCUCCCCGCUACCCCCUCACCCCUACGCCUUCUGAGUGGGUCUCGGCAGGAGGCGGUAUCCACUGGGGACACGUGCGAGGGAGGCGAAGUACGAAGACGCCUGCGGCUGACUGCGCACAGGUAGAACUCUCUGCUACCAGUGAUGUUCAGAUAAACUUCAGUGAAAUGACUCUUCAGGAAUUGGUGCAUCAGGCUGCCUCCCGUUAUUCGGAUAAAAUAGCUGUAUGUUUUGAUGAGUGUAACAACCAACCUCCAGUUUAUUACACCUACAAGACUGUGGUUAACGCUGCUUCAGAAUUAUCAAAUUUUCUGCUGUUACAUUGUGACUUUCAAGGAAUUCGGGAAAUUGGUCUCUACUGCCAUCCUGGGAUAAACUUACCCUCUUGGAUUUUAGGAAUUCUCCAAGUCCCUGCUGCUUAUGCACCUAUUGAUCCAGAUUCACCACCAGCAUUAUCAAUUCAUUUUAUGAAAAAAUGUAAUCUAAAGUAUAUCCUUGUUGAAAAACAGCAAAUUAAUAAAUUCAAAUCUUCCUAUGAAACGUUAUUGAACUAUGAUACGUUUACAGUAGAACAUAAUGACCUAGUACUCUUCAGACUUCACUGGAAAAAUGUUGAGGUGAGCUUGAUGCUAAAUAAUAGCAUAAGAAGAGAGACAUAUGAAAAAGAAAAAAUGACAAAGAGUGUGAAUUCUGAGAACAGCAGUGAAGAAAAGUUAGAAGAGCACAUGGAUGUGAGGCUAAAGCAUUGCUUGGCCUAUGUUCUCCGUACAUCAGGCACCACGGGGAUACCUAAGAUUGUCAGAGUCCCUCAUGCAUGUAUAGUGCCAAACAUCCAGCACUUUCGGGUGCUUUUUGAGAUCACUCAGGAGGAUGUUUUGUUUCUGGCUUCACCUCUGACCUUUGAUCCUUCUGUUGUGGAAAUAUUUGUUGCUCUAUCAAGUGGUGCCUCUCUGCUUAUUGUACCAACUUCUGUCAAAGUGCUCCCAUCAAAAUUAGCUGCUGUUCUCUUUUCCCAUCACAGAGUGACUAUUUUACAGGCAACACCGACAUUGCUUAGAAGAUUUGGAUCUCAGCUUAUCAAGUCAACUGUUUUAUCAACCAAUACUUCUCUUCGAGUAUUGGCCCUUGGUGGCGAAGCAUUUCCAUCAUUAACUGUUCUCAAAAGCUGGAGAGGAAUAGGCAAUAAAACACAAAUAUUUAAUGUUUAUGGUAUCACCGAGGUCUCAAGUUGGGCGACUUUUUACAGGAUACCAGAGAAAAUUCUUAACUCUACUUUGAAAUGUGACUUGCCUGUACAACUGGGAUUUCCACUGCUUGGAACAGUAGUUGAAGUCAAAGAUACUAAUGGUUUCACAGUUCAAGAAGGCAAUGGCCAAGUAUUUUUAGGUGGCAGAAAUAGAGUAUGUUUUCUUGAUGAUGAAAUGACAGUACCACUUGGCACAAUGAGGGCCACAGGAGACUUUGUGACUAUAAAAGAUGGAGAGAUAUUUUUCUUGGGACGAAAGGACAGUCAGAUCAAACGUCAUGGCAAACGUCUUAACAUUGAACUUGUGCAACAGGUUGCUGAAGGUCUUCAACAAGUGGAAUCUUGUGCAGUUACAUGGUAUAAUCAGGAAAAAUUAAUUUUGUUCAUGGUGUCCAAAAAUGAUUUAGUAAAGGAUUACGUCUUUAAAGAACUGCAGAAACAUCUUCCAAGUCAUGCAAUCCCGGAUGAGCUUGUAUUGAUUGAUUCUCUACCAUUUACAUCUCAUGGCAAAAUUGAUGUUUCUGAGUUAAAUAAGAUUUAUUUAAACUCCAUAAACUUGAAGUCUGAAUGUAAACUCAAUGGAAAAGAGGAACUUUGGGAAAAAUUACAUCAUUUGUGGAAGUCUGUUCUGAGUCUCUCAGAAGACCCUUUGAAGGUUCCUGAUGAGUCACUCUUCUUAAAUAGUGGUGGAGAUUCUUUGAAGUCCAUACGGCUCCUCAAUGAGAUUGAAAACCUUGUUGGCACAGCAGUACCUGGGCUUCUGGAAAUUAUUCUUAGCAGUUCUAUUUUAGAGAUUUACAAUCACAUCCUUCAAACAGUGUUUCCAGAUGAAGAUCUGACAUUUAGCAAGAAUUAUUCCACAAAAAGAAAAUCCAGCGAUGUUAAUCAAGAGGAAACCAGUGGAAAAUCUUUACAUCAGGAAUCUGUCAUGCCUUUAAAUUGUGACAACGAGAUCAAUGCUUUUAUUGCACUGAGCCGAGGGAGUCAGAUUUUGUCUCUGAAUACUACUAGGUUUUUAACUAAGUUGGAACAUUGCCCUUCAGCCUGUUCUUCUGAUAUAAUUUCACAGACUAACAUUCAAAAUAUGAAAAGCUUAAAUCCUCCAGCUCUUAUUGGGAAGUCAAAAGAUAUGUCCUGUGUUGCAAAAGUUUCUGAAGAGGAAACAUCUGUGAUGGGGGCUGAGAAAAUGGAGUUUCAUGUGAGGUGGAGGUCAGACACAGGCAAAUGUGUGGAUGCUUCACCUCUGCUUGUAAUACCAGCUGUUGAUAAGUCAUCUGCAACUGUGUACAUUGGCUCCCAUUCUCAUAGAAUGAUGGCAGUUGAUCUUUACUCUGGAAAGGUGAAAUGGGAACAGAUUUUGGGAGAUCGCAUUGAAUCCUCAGCAUGUGUAUCUAAGUGUGGAAACUUUAUUGUAGUGGGCUGUUAUAAUGGGUUGGUUUAUAUUCUGAAGAGUAAUAGUGGAGAAAAAUACUGGAUGUUUACUACUGAUGAUGCUGUCAAAAGCUCAGCAACUGUGGAUCCAACCACAGGACUUUUUUACAUUGGUUCUCAUGACCAGCAUGCAUAUGCUUUAGAUAUAUAUAAAAAGAAGUGUGUUUGGAAGUUGAAAUGCGGAGGAACUGUUUUUUCUUCUCCUUGUUUGAGCCUGAUUCCAUAUCACUUGUAUUUUGCUACGCUGGGAGGACUUUUACUGGCUAUAAAUCCUGCCACUGGGAAGAGAGUUUGGAAACAUUCCUGUGGAAAGCCACUCUUUUCUUCUCCACGGUGUUGCCUACAGUAUAUUUGUAUUGGCUGUGUAGAUGGGAAUUUUCUCUGCUUUACUCACUUUGGAGAACAGAUUUGGCAGUUCUCUACCAAUGGACCAAUCUUUUCAUCCCCAUGUACCUCAGCAUCAGAGCAAGAAAUAUUUUUUGGUUCCCAUGAUUGCUUUAUCUACUGUUGUAGUAUGAAAGGUCACCUCCAAUGGAAAUUUGAAACUACUUCAAGGGUGUAUUCAACACCAUUUGCUUUCCAUAACCACAGUCGUGGCAAUGAAGUGUUGCUGGCAGCAGCAUCUACUGAUGGGAAGCUAUGGAUCUUGGAAUCUAAGAGUGGAGAGUUGCAAAGUGUGUAUCAACUUCCUGGAGAAGUUUUCUCUUCUCCUGUGGUCUGGGAAUCAAUGCUUAUUAUUGGAUGUAGAAAUAAUUAUGUUUAUUGUCUGGAUUUAUUGGGUGGCAAUCAAAGAUAAUGAAGGACAGUCUUUACUAGAAAAUAUCUGUGAGAUGUUUGAAAAUAUUUUACAUUAUGGAGCAUGUGGAUAGUCUUAUUUUAUGUUAAAGAUUAUAUUUUGUUUAAGAAACUUGUCUAUUACACUUUAUUGGAAAACAACCGUAUUUUACUUCCUAUAGGAGCAACAAAUGCUUUUAAAAGGAAUUAUAGAACAAAACACAUCAAUAUGUUAAGUGACAGUUUCUUUUAAUUAGGCUACAGAUGUUCUACUUGGUUUUUUAUAAAAGACUUCUGGAAAAAAAGAUCAGAAUAUACUUGGUGGGUUAAAAAAUUAGUCUGUGAUGUAAUACACCAUUCACUCAUUUAUACUGAGAUUCAUAACAAGAUUUUCAAAGAAAGGAUCUAUUUAUCAAAUUAGUUUCCAUAAUUUAAAAUUUUUUAUUAUUAUUUUUAUAUUUUAUUUAUUUAUUUAUUUGGUUGCACCAGGUCGUAGUUGGGGCAGGCAGGCUCCUUUAGUUGUGGCUCAUGGGCUCCUUGGUUGCAGCACGUAGCCUCCAUAGUUGCAGCUCGCCAGCUCCUUAGUUGCGGCACGUGGGCUCCUUAGUUGUGGCUCACGGGCUACUUAGUUGUAGCAUGCGAACUCUUAGUUGUGGCAUGCUUGUGGGAUCUACUUCCCUGACCAGGGAUCGAACCCAGGCCCCCUGCACUGGGAGCAGGGAGUCUUAACCACUGCGCCACCAGGGAAGUCCCUGUAGUAGUCUCUUACGAUCUUUAAUAUUUCUGUGGUGUCAGUUGUAACUUCUUCUUUUCCAUUUCUGAUUUUAUUGAUUUGGGCCCUCUCUCUUUUUUUUAUUGAUGAGUCUGGCUAAAGGUUUAUCUGUUUUUUUUUUAAGCUUUUCAAAGAAGCAGCUUUUAGUUUCAUUUUAUUGUUUUUUAAGUCUCCUUCAUUUAUUUCUGCUCUGAUCUUUAUGAUUUAUUUCCUUAUACUAACUUUGGGUUUUGUUUGUUCUUUUUCUAGUUUAGAUGUAAGGUUAGGUUGUUUGAGAUUUUUCUCAUUUCCUGAGAUAAGCUUGUAUUGCCAUAAACUUCUCUCUUAGAACUGCUUUUGCUGUGUCCCAUAGAUUUUGGAUCAUUGUUUUUCAUUUUCAUUUGUCUCCAGGUAUUUUUUUAAAAUUUCCUCUUUGAUUUCUUCAGUGAUCCAUUGGUUUUUUAGUAGCAUAUUGUUUAGCCUCCACGUGUUUGUGGUUUUGCAAUUUUUUUCUUGUAGUUGAUUUCUGGUCUUCUAGCGUUGUGGUUGGAAAAGAUGCUUGAUAUGAUUUCAAUUUUCUUAAAUUUACUGAGGCUUGUUUUGUGGCCUAGCAUGUGAUUUAUCCUGGAGAGUGUUCUAUGUGCACUUGAAAACAAUGUAUUCUGCUGCUAUUGGAUGGAAUGUUCUAAAUGUGUUUAUUAAGUCUUAUCUGGUCUAAUGUGUCAUUUAAGACACAGUGUUUCCUUACUGAUUUUCUGUCUGGAUGAUCUGUCCAUUGAUGUAAUUGGGGUGUAAAACUUUCCUACUAUUAUUGUGUUACUAUUGAUCUCUCCCUUUAUGUCUGCUGGUAUUUGCUUUAUGUAUUUUGGUGUUCCUAUGUUGGUGUUUAUAUAUUUACAGUUGUUAUGUCUUCUUGAAUUGAUCCCUUGAUCAUUAUGUAGUGUCCUUCUUUGUCUCUUCCAACAGUCUUUAUUGUAACAUCUAUUUUAUCAUAUAUAAGUAUUGCUACUUACCCUGGCUUUCUUUUGAUUUCCAUUUGUGUUCAAUACCUUUUGUAUCUCUUCACUUUCAAUCUGUGUAUGUCUUUAGAUCUGAAGUGAGUCUCCUGUAGGCAGGAAGGCGGGAUAUAUAUGGGUCUUUUUUUUUUUUUAAUCCAUUCAGCCACUCUGUGUCUUUUGAUUGGAGCAUUUAGUCCAUUUACAAUUAAAGUAAUUAUAUGUAUGUUCUAAUUGCCAUUUUGUUAAUUAUUUUAGGGUUUUUUUGUAGGGCUGUUUUGUUCCUUCUUUUGUUCUCUUGUGAUUUGAUGACUAUCUUUAGUGUUAUGUUUGGAUUCCUUUUCUCUUCUUUUGUGUAUCUAUUAUAGAUUUUUGGCUUGUAGUUACCAUGAGGUAUUUAUAUAGUAAUCUGUAUUUAUACAUGAUUGUUUUAUGUUGUUGAUCUCUUAAUUUCAAAUACAUUUUAACAAUCCUGCAUUUGUAUUCUCCUCCCCUCACAAUUAUUAUUUUUGGUAUCAUAUUUUACCUCUGAUUGUUUUGUGUAACCCUUAACUGCUUAUUUUAGAUAUAGAUGAUUUUACUACUCUCUUAACCUCCCUGCUAACUUUGUGUAUGGAUGAUUUCCUACCUUUACUGUAUGUUUGCCUUUACCAACGAGUCUUUUCAUUUCAUAAUUUUCAUUUAUCUAGUUGUGGCCGUUUCUUAUUCGUUAAGAGAAGUUCCUUAAAUAUUUCUUGUAAGUUUGGUGGUGCUGAACUCUUUUAGCUUUUGCUUGUCUGUAAAGAUUUUGAUCUUUCCAUCAAAUCUGAAUGAGAGCCUUGCUGGGAGUAUUCCUGGUUGUGGGUUUUUUCCUUUAUCACUUUAAAUAUGUUGCCCUUCUGGCCUGCAGAGUUUCUGAUGAAAAGUCAGCCAAUAGCUUUAUGGGAGUUCCCUUCUAUGUUAUUUGUUGUUUUUCUUUGGCUGCUUUUAAUAUUGUCUCUGUCUUUAAUUUUUGACAUUUUAAUUACAACAUGUUUUAGUGUAUUCCUCUUUGGGUUAAUCUUGUAUGGGACUCUCUGUGCUUCCUGGACUUGGAUGUCUGUUUCCUUUCCCACGUUAGGGAAGUUUUCAGUUAUUAUGUCUCAGAUAUGUUCUCAGUCACUUUCUGUCACUCUUCUCCUUGUGGGACCCCUAUAAUGAGAAUAUUAGUGCACUCAGUGUUGUCCCAGAGGUCUCUUAUACUGUCCUCAUUUCUUUUCCUUUCUUUUUUCUGUUCAGCAUCAAUGAUUUCCACUACUGUGUCUUCCAGCUCACUGAUCUGUUUCUCUGUAUCAUUUAGUCUACUAUUGAUCCUUCUAGUGUAUUUUUAAUUUCAGUUAUCAUGUUCUUCAUCUGUUUGGUUAUUCUUUAUAUUUUCUAGCUCUUUGUUAAAAACUUUUAAUUUUCACUCUAUGUAUCCAUUCUUUUCCCAUGUUCUCUGAUCAUCUUUAUAAUCAUUGCCCUGAGCUCUUUUUUGGGUAUUUGCCUAUCUCCACUUCAUUUAGUUUUUCUUGUGGGGUUUUAUCUUGUUCCUUCAUUUAGAACAUGUUCCUCUGUUGCCUCAUUUUGCCUAAGUUGCUGUUUGCAUUUUUAUGUUUCUGGUAGGUUGGUUAUGUUUCCUGACCUUGGAGAAGUGGCCUCCUGUAGGCGACGUCCUAUGUGUCCCAGCAGUGCAUUCCCCGCUUAAUCACCCAAGCUAUAUGCUCUGGUGGUUUCCUGCUAUGAGGGCUGUGUGGGUCCUUCUGUUGUGGUGAGCUAACUAUGUGGGCCGUCUGGUAGGCUUGGUUGGCCCCUGUUCAGGUUGGUUGCUCAGCCCUGCCCUGUGCAGAGGCUGCUGGCCACUGGUUGGCAUGACCAGGUCACAAGAUGGCUGACUGCAGAACCCCAGGGGCCCCAGGGCUAGUGCUGGCUCACUGGUGGGUAGAGUCAGGGUCUAGAAAACACCAGGGCUGUUGCCUAUCCUAUGGUGGGUGAAGCAAAGUCCUGGGGUUAGUACUGGUCUACUGGUAGGCAGAGCCAGGUCCUGGAGUCUGGAUGCAAGGCCAGUGGUCCCAGAUCUGUUGUCAGA